Chara braunii is the source of this 1825-nucleotide messenger RNA. The record is from the annotation of a GenBank genome assembly. NCBI's taxonomy places the organism in Eukaryota, Viridiplantae, Streptophyta, Charophyceae, Charales, Characeae.
CUCAACGCGCAAACCAUCAAGAAUGCGGGGCCUCUGCCUCGCAUCGACGAUCUUCUCGAGCGACUGGGCGGCGCGAAGUAUUUUUCCAAGUUGGACUUGAAAUCGGGAUAUCAUCAAAUCUCGAUCCAGCCACACGAUCGCUACAAGACCGCGUUCAAGACACGGUACGGGCAUUUUGAGUGGGUGGUCAUGCCUUUUGGCCUCACCAACGCCCCGACGACGUUCCAGGCGGCGAUGACCAACGAGUUCCGUGCAAUGUUGGACCGGUUCGUGCUGGUCUACUUAGACGAUAUUCUCGUCUACAGUCGGUCAUUGGAGGAUCAUUUGGGGCACCUUCGACGAGUAUUGGAGACGCUCCGCCGCGCCAAGUACAAGACCAACCGCGACAAGUACAAGAUUCAAGCCGUCCAGGAGUGGCCGGAGCCUCGGAACGUCACGGAAGUUCGCUCGUUCCUUGGUCUUACCGGCUACUAUCAGCGCUUUAUCGAAGGCUACUCCAAGAUCGCGGCCCACUUGAACAAACUUCAGUGCGAGGAUCGUCCGUUUGAAUUUGGAGAGGAGGCGCGGGGAUCAUUCCUCGCUCUCAAAGCCGCGCUAUUGUCUGCGGAGGUCUUGCGAAUCUACGACCCACUCGCACCUACGCGUGUCACUACGGAUGCGUCAGGAUAUGGCAUUGGCGCAGUCCUCGAGCAACAUGAUGGUGUGGACUGGCACCCGGUCGAGUACUUCAGCAAGAAAGUGCCCCUCGUGCAUUCCAUCGACGAUGCACGCAAGAAGGAGCUCCUCGCCUUCGUCCACGCGCUCAAGCGRWGGCGGCACUUCCUCCUUGGUCGAAGCCAAUUUCGCUGGGUAACGGACAACAAUUCGUUGGUCUUCUACAAGACCCAGGACACCGUCAACAGCACCAUCGCUCGAUGGAUGGCUUUCAUCGACCAGUUCGACUUCUUUCCCGAUCACAUUCCCGGGAAGUCGAACCSUUUUGCGGAUGCUCUUUCACGRCGUCCRGAUCAUUGUACCGCGGUCUACUCAACUUUCGAGAUUGACGACGACCUGCGGAACAGCUUCAUCCGCGGCUACCAAGCCGACCCCGAGUUUCGCGACAAGUACGCGAAUUGUUCCUCGCCUAAUCCGUCUCCUUCUCACUACCGGAUCCAGGAGGGAUACUUGCUUGUCCACACGCGGGGGAAGGACCUUCUUUGCGUACCAAGUGAUCCUCACUUGCGUACACAACUUCUUGGCGAGUUCCACGAUGCUCCCGCCACUGGACACUUCGGGGUCAAUCGCACGAUUGGCCGACUUCGCCAGCGAUUUUGGUGGCCUGGCCUUCUCAGCGACGUCACGCACUAUUGCGAGUCUUGCGAGGUUUGCCGACGCUGCAAAUCCCGCAACCAUCGUCCGUACGGCGAGCUACGACCAUUGCCGGUCCCGUUGAGGCGAAGGGAAGCGAUUGCCAUGGACAUUACCGGCCCGUUCCCCAAGCACAAGACCGGAGUGGAUGGGAUUCUCACGGUGGUCGACCGACUCACCAAGUUCGCCAUGUUUUUGCCUUGUAGCUAUCAUGCCAAGGCACUGGAGUUGGCCGAGGUUCUGUACGCCGGUUGGAUUCGCACCAAGGGUUACCCUAAGGAGAUCGUCUGUGACCGCGACACUCGGUUCAUGUCCGAUUUUUGGUUGGCACUCAUCAAACGAUGGGGCUUAUCUCUCAAGCCCAGUUCAGCUCGCCACCCUCAGCCCCGACCAGAAAGACUGGGUUAAGCGACUGCCGGAUGUCGAGUUGGCCUACAACUCUUCCAUCCACCCGGCUAUUGGGAUAUCGCCCUUCGAG